Verticillium alfalfae VaMs.102 is the source of this 1485-nucleotide messenger RNA. RefSeq lists its product as hypothetical. The transcript has a single exon. NCBI's taxonomy places the organism in Eukaryota, Fungi, Ascomycota, Sordariomycetes, Glomerellales, Plectosphaerellaceae. The record is from RefSeq and is a predicted model, not a curated record. Gene Ontology annotation, molecular function: protein binding. Bases 1 to 1485 code for a protein of 494 amino acids.
AUGGGGCGUCUGGACGAGGCCUCAAAAGCGUUUCAGCUUCAGUAUGACGCGGCGAAAAAGCUGCAGUGGAAGAAGCCAUUAUGCCGCGCCGUUGGGAACUUGGGCAUGACUAAUUUCCAGCUCUCACAACAGCGUCAUGACGGUCGACUGCUGGACUUGGCCAUCGCUCAGUUGAAUGAACGUGUCCAGCUGGCGCAACAUCUGGGCGAGGUCGCUGCUGACGGUGUGAGCCCGGCAAAGGCAGCUUCUCGUCGACAACUGGCUGUCACCUGGGAGUCUAUCGGCCAGUCUCGCCUCUCGCUCUGUUUUGCAGCGCAAGGCAACACACAGGCAGCCGUCGACGCCGCACAUGCCGCCCUCAAACUUUCUCACACGCUCGAAGACCCAGCCGUCAUGGCUCUCUCGAGGUUUUUCUAUGGACGAGCCCUACUUUUCCAGGGCAGGGUGGAAGAGGCCAUGGCGCAGUUCAACCUACCGAGCGCCUGCUCGUGUGCCAUUGCACUCUGCAAGGAGCCUUCCAGCGACAAUUAUGAGUACUUGCGCGAGCUUGUAGACGUGGGCGCCAACAUGGAUCUCGUGGACAACCAAGGCUACACAGCGCUCGAUCACUCCGUGUUUAACAGCGAUGCAGCCAUGGAAGACCUUGUCCUCGAAGGCCUUCGCCGUCAGCUUGGGGACCAUCGGCAGCCUGAGUUUGCCAGGCUGCAAGUGGAGGCUAAGCUCCGGAAAGGAUACCGCGAGCUCUUCCAAGAGAAAUUGAGACCUGUACUACUGUCCAACGGAGGUGAGGCCACCAAAUCACUGCGAUCACUGCGGCACACAUAUGACGAGAGCUUGUCCUCAGAUGGAGAGAGCGGCCGUAUGUUUGACCGUCUCAAAGUUUUGCGAUACACUGAGUUCCUCGCCUUUGGAAGACUCCCGCGAUCAAACGACGGCCUCGUCUUGCCUCUGGUCUCUCGAUCGACCCUCUCCCAUCGACGACCAGACGCUGUUGACUUUGUCAUCUUCAUCUCUUACCGCUGGAUCAACACGGAAAAGUCACGCGAUUCGCCAGACGAUGUGAACAACACGCAAUUCGGGCGCAUGGUCGCCGCUGUGGAGGCCUUUCUACGGUUGCACCCAUCGGUCGAACCCUCGCGCCUCGGGAUCUGGCUCGACCACAGCUGUGUGGACCAGGACGACCCGAUGCCAGGGGUUUCUGCGCUGCCGAUGAUCGUGGCCCAGUGCAACGCCGUCAUCAGCCUGGUCGAUGGACAGUACUACGAGCGCGCCUGGUGCUCGGUAGAGGUGAUGAUGGUGCAGCAGCUGAGGCGAGCGUAUGGGCUCCAUCUGUGGUAUGAGCACAUUGAGACAGAGCGCAGUGCAUGGGAGUUGCGCGAGGGUGCGUUGGACAUGGAGAUCGUUAUGGCGGAGAAGAAGCUGACUUUCGAGUCGGAUCGGCCCAAGGUGUUAUUUCUGGAAAGACAGAGCAAGCUUCUGGGUUAG